This is a messenger RNA of Symbiodinium pilosum, 8121 nucleotides long. The record is from the annotation of a GenBank genome assembly. Lineage: Eukaryota; Dinophyceae; Suessiales; Symbiodiniaceae.
AUGGAGGUCAUCGGCGUUCUGGCGGUGAUUGCAAUCAUUGCGGCGGUCGCCACGCCGCAGAUCUUUCAGGCAAUCCAGGAUGCCAAGGUCACCUCACUUGUACAGGAGGCAAAUGAUCUCAAAGCAGCCGUCGCCAGGUACUACAAAGAUACAGGUACCUGGCCACGUCAUAUCCCAACGCGCAAUGAAGACCAUUUCAACCAGCUGAUGCGCAAUAGCGACUCUAGUGGAAAUGCGAUUGCAGGGUGGAAUGGUCCCUACAUUGAAUCACAGCUGUCUAAUCCGAUUACCCCAGGAGGGUACCUGGAUCUGCAGGUAACCAGUAAUGCCAACUACGCCUGUGAUCUGGAUGGCGACGGUAAUGGUGAUGGCACCUUUAUCACCUACCGAAUUGACGGUGUGCCGGAUAACCUGGCGCAGAAUAUUUCGCAGAUGUUAGAUAAAGACGGCGCCAAUACCACUGGUGACGAGGCCUGGCAGGCAGCUGGUCGUGUAAAACGAUAUGGCGGCAACCAUGGAUCGGCGACGCCUCGUGUCAGUAAACCGCUGGGCCAACGCCUGGUGGAAGCGGGAUUGCUGACGGAACCGCAACUGGAUCUUGCACUGCGUGAACAGAAACGCGACGGUGGAUUCCUUGGGCAGGUUUUAGUUGAACUGGGAUUUGUGACCGAAGAGGACAUCACCGCGUGUCUGGCGUUGGAAAACGAUGUUGAAAUGGUCAGUGUGCGCGACCUGGAAGUCUCGCCUGACCUUUUGAGCCUGGUUUCUUAUGAGACCGCUCGAACCCACAAGUUGAUUCCGCUUGCGAUAGACGAUGGUGAGCUGACCGUUGUUUUUGCUGAUGCGUUAGAUGUGGUUGCACAGGAUGCCGUGGAGCGCGAAAGCAAGCGAACCAUCCGCGUGGCUACAGCACCCGAGCCGCAUAUCCUGGAAGCGAUUGAGCGCAACUAUGCGCGCUCAUCGAGCAUUAAUGAAACGAUCGAGCAGGUGCUGUCUGGAGACAGCCUGGACGUCACUGCGGCGGAUCAGGAUUCGCCGAUGGUGCGGCUCGUCGAUCAGAUUUUUGCCACUGCCAUCAAACACAAAGCCACCGAUAUUCAUCUGCAGCCUGAAGAGCGCAACAUGCGCGUGCGAUUGCGGGUGGACGGCAUUCUGCGCGAAGAAAUUGUUGUGCCCAAAGCCAUCCAAUCCGCCGUACUGGCGCGGGUAAAGCUGAUGGCCAAUCUGGAUAUUACUGAAAAGCGUGUGCCCCAGGAUGGGCGCAUUCGUUUCACCUUCGGCAGCGGCUAUGUUGAUCUGCGUGUUUCAACACUGCCGACCAAUCAUGGCGAAAGUAUUGUCAUGCGCCUGCUGGAUGGCGGAGCGGUCCAGCUCUCGCUGGCUGAGCUUGGCUUUGCACCUGAUGAUUUAAGGCGUAUUGAGCAGGCCAUCAGCCAUCCUUAUGGGAUGGUGUUGGUAACCGGCCCAACAGGAAGUGGUAAAACAACCACCUUAUACACCGCGUUGGGCACCAUCGACCGUGAAGCGCGCAGUGUAUUUACCCUGGAAGACCCAAUUGAAUAUACGUUGCCGAUGAUUCGUCAGACACAGGUCAAUGCAGACAUCGGAAUGGAUUUUGCUGCAGGGUUACGUUCACUUUUACGUCAGGAUCCAGACGUUAUUCUGGUUGGUGAAAUACGUGAUGCUGAAACCGCUGAACUGGCUACCCGCGCGGCCAUGACGGGUCACCUGGUUUUUUCAACGCUGCAUACCAAUUCAGCCGUUGGCGUUAUCCCGCGUCUGGUAGAUAUGGGGAUCGAUAGAUUCCUCCUGCCCUCUGCUUUGGUCGGCAUUGUCGGGCAGCGGCUGCUGCGUAAACUAUGCGUAAGCUGCAAAAUCCAGGUGGAGGGCGCCAACCCACUUCUGUUAGGUGAUCUGGCUGAUGUGACGGAUGUGAGUGAUCAUCACUGGCAACCCGUAGGCUGUGAUCAAUGCAACGGUAGCGGUUACAGCGGCCGUAUGGCUGUUUAUGAGGUUCUGUUGGUUGAUACCUCUUUUCAUGAUGCUAUGUUGGAAGGUAGCGUCGAAUCGAAGCUGUUGGAGCUGGCGCGCGCGGGUGGCAUGACCACUAUGCUGGAAGAUGGACUAGCCAAAGCACAACAGGGCCUGACUUCGGUGGCUGAAGUGCUGCGCGUGCUGCGAGAUUUAGUCGAUUUUUUUAACGGCCUGGCGACGUUGGUAGAUGCGGGUGUUGAUAUCGCGGAAAGUUUGAACGUACUGGUUAAUGAAACCGUUGAUGAGGGUUUCAAGCAGAUUCUGGAUGAUGUCCGUUUGAACAUCCAAAGUGGUGUGAAUUUUUUUGAUGCGAUGUCUGCCCACCCUGAAGUGUUUACAGCGGAGAUCUGCAAUCUUGUGCGGGCUGGUGAACACAGCGGUGAGCUGGUGGCGGCUUGUUACGACAUCAGUGAGCAUCUUGAAUGGCUGGAUCAGCUGAUGGGUGACGUGAAGCAGGCAACCAUGUACCCGGCGAUGAUUGCAACUGCGGUAAUGGGUCUGGUGUUUCUGAUGUUCAGCUUCGUAGUCCCUCAAUUCUCAGUCAUUUUCGACAGUUUGAAUAUUGAGCUACCGACCAUUACUAAGGUUGUGGUGACUAUUGGUGCUUUCUGUAACAGCCACUGGUGGGCGAUGCUGCUGGCGAUCGGCGGACUUUUUGCCGGUCUCAAGUUUGGACCGGUUUACUCGCCGAAGAUGGCAUACACCAUGGAUAAGGUGAAAUUACGUAUGCCGGUGUUUGGUCCGAUAAAUCAGUUGCUGGUGCUAUCGCGCUUUGCUCAUAACAUGGCGCUGAUGCUUAAAGCAGGUGUGCCCAUAAUCGAAGCGCUAUCCCUUGUCUCUGGUGUGGUGGCCAAUCGGGUCAUGCAAGCUGCUUUAGACAGCGCACAGCAGGCGGUUACCGAUGGGCGUCGCAUGUCUAAAGCACUCAGCGAUCAUGAUGUCGUGAGUCCUAUUGUGAUGCGUAUGAUUGUGGUCGGUGAAGAAACCGGCAAACUCGAUAGCUGCCUGGAAAAGGUGUCCACGCGGAUGGACGAUGAGAUACCACGACGUAUUAAACGCCUGUUCGGUAUUCUCGAACCUGUGAUCAUCCUGGUACUGCUGGGUAUUGUCGGGCAUACGCGGAUGAAUAAAUCCAAGGGCUUCUCUCUGCUGGAAAUGAUUGGUGUGAUGGCUGUGAUGGCCAUUCUUGCCGGCGCUUUGGCGCCCAGCGUUUUUCAACUCAUUGAAGAAGGCUAUCAGACCGCUGAGCAACAGAGCUUAGGGACAAUCUCUGAUGCCCUGCAAAAGUCCAUCGUUCGUGACAGGCGCAUCCCUACAACAACAUUGUCAGACUGGAGCAAUGCGGUUGCACAAUACGCUUCGCUGCCACCUGCACGUAUUACGACUAACGAUAAGAAUUUUUCCCGCAGACUUUAUGCGGAUCCGAUGUUUUUUAAUGCCAGCAAUCAGAACUUUCCCGGUUAUACACAGAUCUCGGGAUUGGCAAAUGUACCCUAUUCACCACGCUUAAUGGUUGUCUCAAGUUUGGCGGGUAACGUCACUGCGAAUCUGAAUACACAUGAUCGGUUCACAGACGUCUGGGAGCAGAAUAUCGGCGCUUUGCUGGUUGAAGAUGACGUGCUGAUGAUCGAACGCAUCAACCUCGCGCCGCUGUUUGUCCGAAUCCUGCUGAAUAACGCCAAUGCCUCACAAGCCGGCUUUGCACUGGAAAACGGCGGCGAGAAUGCCGUAUCAGCUGCCUCUGGGGGUGUAGACGGCGCGCGAACGGUUUACGUCCUUAGAGGUACGCAGAUUGGUUUGACCAGCGCACCUUACCCCGGUGAUAUGAGUCGUACGCGUUAUGCCAUUUCCUGGUUGUAUGGUGAGUUCCGCAUUGCCCGUUUUCAUCGUGAUGAAAUAGCCGAGCAGUGGGAGUCACCUGAGCAGGUUGAAAGUUACGCUGAUCUGGUAAGAGUACUUGAUCAGGCUGCUCAGGCUAUUAACCUUGGUGACAAAGGUGACGUGACCGUCGUUCACGAGCACGAUCUGCACACCCACGAAUAUCUUGAAGUGCCGGCCAUGAAGCGCCGGGAUCUGGAAAGAUAUCUGCAUCGUCGAGUGCAGCAGGAUAAGUCAUUUGAUGAAGAGGCAGCCUGGUGUUUCCAUCAGGUCGCCCACGCUGGCGGCAAAGAAGGUGUGUUGCUGCACCUGUUACCGAAGCGAAUUGUUAAAUCGACCCUGGCCGCAUGCGGUGCUGUGGGGCUUGCACCCAAACAGUAUGUUCCGCUGACAGAAAUUGUUUCUGAUUAUCUGCCCACACUAGACUUAAACGUUGACGACAUGGUUGUCGUGGUGGCGUGUUUCAAGGCGCGUACAGAAAUCAUUAUUGCACUGGCAGACGGUGAGGCCCUGUUUGUGCGCGAGCUCAACUACGGCCUGUCUGCCAGCACUUAUGAGCGGCUUGUUACUGACGUCAAUCGGACUCUGCGUUAUGGGCGGCAGCAGCUUGGCCGGAGUGUGACCAAAGCUUUGAUGAUGGGUGAUAUCAGUGCGGAACUGGUUGAACCUCUCGAAACCAAUAUAGACGUGCCAGUCAGUUUUGAUGAGCAGGCAUCCGACCCGUACUUCUGGACAUUAUGGGCAACCCGGCUGUCAGGCAAGCUAUCAGCUAACUUCAUUUCCGUUUUUGCGCAAAAAAACAUUACCGCGGAUGCGGUGCGCAGAGUUGCCGCCUGGUCAACCGCUGCGGUGUUGAUGGUAACCACGGUCAUGACGUUGUUUACCGGUGGUCUGGUGACACAUCGGGCGGAUCAGAUUCGCGGUAUUGAAUCUCGAACAGAAGAAGUGCGCGUGUUGAUUGAACAGGUAGAACAGAAAUUGUGGGAAGGGCGUUUGAAACAGGAUCACCUUGGACGCCUGCAAGCCACCAGUAAAAAUUUGCCCGCGUUGCUGGUGGUGCAUCUGGGUCAGCUUACGCCGCCUGAAGUCACUUUGACCAGGGUCAAUGUUGCGCGUCAGGAAUCUGCCUGGCGGGUCCUGAUCAACGGAACGGUGGCAGGUGAUCUGCGUGAAAGUGCCCGCAUCCUGGCUAAUCUAGAAAUGCAGUUAAGCGAACCGCCCUGGCAGAUCAGCUUCAGUAAAAGUUUCACAAACACCUGGAUGCAACAGUUUGCCCAGGGAAAGUUGCAGCGUGAAGGUGAAAAUGGGCUUUCUAUCCUGGAUGAACUGGUGGAGCUGGAGGUCUCAGAAUAUCGCCUGGACAGCCAGCUCAAUGAUCUGGAACUGGAACUGGCCAGUAUUGAUGUAGAGAGUCUCAGCACGGCGAUUGAGGCAGAAAACGAUAAGGUCUUUCAAGGCUUUCCCGAAUUGGCAGCCUGGGCGGAAAACCUGGCAGCGAUCGCUGCAGAUCGGUCAAUGGUCUUCAGUUAUCAGGCGAAGGUGCCACAUUUAUCUCCCGUGCCCGAUGUGCUCGAAGUACCUGUUACUUUGACUUUUAAAGCCGCGCCGGAUUCGGCCGAUAACCUAUUUGAUCAAUCGAUGGCGCUGAUUGGUUUCAUUUUGCGCGAUCACUGGCAUAUGGAUGUGUUGCAAACCCAGGCGUUAGGAGACGGCGAUGGUCUUGAUGCCAUCAGCAUCCAGGCCCAGGUAUGGGUGCGCGAUCGAUUUGGUUUUGUUGAUCUGGCUGCUCUACAAGCGCAGAUCCCUGCGGAGAAUCAGGAUGUUGACGAGUUGUUUGAACAAUACGUUGAAGAGAUCGGCAUGUUGGAUGAGUUUUCUGUUGCUAACAAUGUUGCGGUGACCACACGUCGUAUUGGCGAAUCGCGUGAUGCCAUUGGGUGGCUCAACGAUGUUGCACGCGAUCCGUUUGACGGCGGCGCUUUGGAUGCGCAGGCGCAUGCAAUAGGUCUACAUGAAACACUUCCGAAAGUUGGCGCGGUUUUUCUCGGUGGUGGUGUUAAGGCGGCAGUUUUAAACAACAAACUGCUGCGAAUCGGAGAUGCGAUUGAUAGUUUUGUCGUUACCGAUAUAGAUGCUGAACACGUGGAAGUCAGUCGCAAUGGCAAGUUUUAUCGAACGCCCGUUUCCUCGAUAUCAUACGCAGGACAGUUGGCCUUCACCCGCCCUUGUGAAGAACCACUUUACAGUUUUGUUAUCAAUAACAUGCCGGUAAAGCAGGGCCUGCGUCAGUUCGGGCGGGCUUACGGGCUAAACAUUAUUGCUGAUGAAGAUGUGACAGGUAUUCUGGACGUGGAAUUCAGAGAUUUACCUCUGGAGAGGGCAUUGUCCCUGAUGUUGGAUAGUCUGGAUUAUUACUGGGAGAUCAACGACGGCGUCAUUCGCGCCAGAUCUCAGGAAACCCGCCGAAUACAGCUUGAUUACCUUCGUCUGGUGCGCUCAGGCAAUGGGUCCAGCUCAGCCAAAGUAUCUUCCAGUUCGUCGGAAGGAGGCAGUUCCCCAGGUGGAGGGUCUGAUGACGAAGCGGGUUCUAUCGUCAUUGCACAGACGGAUGAAAUUGAAUUCUGGGGAGAGCUGCAGGCACAAUUGGAACAGCUGUUGAGCGAAUCCGGUAGCAUCGUGAUGAACAGUUUAUCCGGAACGCUGCAGGUGACUGAUCAACACGCCCACGUCGAAUCGGUGGCCAACUACAUAGACCAUGUGAAUCGUUCGAUUCAUCGCCAGGUCGAUAUCGAAGUCAAAAUCCUUGAGGUGGUGUUGGAAGACAGUUCUGCGCUGGGGGUUAACUGGUCCAGGGUGUCUCGCGUACUUGAUUCGGGGACGAAUGUGGAUUUCUCCACGUCCGGUAUUGUAACUUCGCCUGCUGGCGGUAUCGCGCCACUGUCAUCGGUACUGAAUCUGUCUGCGUUCAACCUGAAAAACGAUGGCAAUACUCGCAUACAAGCCGUGGUAGAAGCUUUAGAAGAGCAGGGUGAUGUCGAAAUUGUAAGCCAGCCUCAUGUGCGAACAAUGAAUAACCAGACCUCGCUGAUCAAAGUGGGCACCGACCGAACGUUUUUCCGGCGUGAACAAUCAACAGAUUCUACUUCGGCGGGUUCUAUUACCACGGCAACCGACAUCCCCCAGGUGGUCACGGAAGGCGUGGUGUUAUCGAUUACACCGCAAAUUGGUGACACGGGCUGGAUCAUGAUGGACAUUUCUCCGGUAGUCACCCGGGUGUCCAGUGUCAGCGUGGUUGAAGAUGUUAAUGGGGUUAUCCAGAGUUCUGCACCAAACCUGGAUGUGGCACAGGUGUCCUCUUUGGUUCGUGCGCGUAGUGGCGAUACGGUUGUUCUGGGUGGAUUGAUUCAAAGUGCAGAUUCGAAUACCAAGCGCGGUGUGCCUGGCCUGACCCGGCUUGGGCCGUUCAGUAAGUUGUUAGGCGGUGAAUACAAAGCGUCCAGCCGCAAAGAGCUGAUCAUGAUUCUGUCUUCUGAACCAAGGGCUGAUGAGCAAGCGGUUGCGGAAAUACCCGCCAGGGCGGAACAGAACCUUCACCCCCAGGACUUUCAAAACAUCCGUGCGCAGCUCGCGCAGAUGUCAUUCGCUGAUGGGCAAGCUUUGGUUGCCGGGUUUCUCGACGAUCAUCCCACACAUCGGGAAGCGCGCAUCACGCUUGCACGUCUGCAGGUGCUGGAUAACGAUCCUGCCUCUGCACUGCUGACGCUGGAUUCUCUGGUGGCAUCAGUGGCCGCCAAGAAUCAUUCUGAUUGGCAACCGUGGUUCUGGACUGGCACCGCUUAUCUCGCCCUGGGUGAAAUUGAAUCAGCACGUCGCAUGUUGGAUGUUGCUGUCUCUAAAGAAGGCCAGGUUGUAGAGAUCUGGGUGCAGCUUGCGGUUUUAGAGCAGGAGCUGGAUAACCACGCUGCGGCGCUGCAAUACAUCGGCAUUGCUGAACAGAUUGAUGCGCAAGCCGCGCAGAUUUACCUGAACAGAGCAUACAGCCUGGAACGCCUGGGUGAGUUUGACGCCGCGCUCAGUGCUUAUCAGCAAUUCAUGUCCAGCAGAAUGUCACCAGGGGCAGAGGCCUUGCGUCCGUCGGUGAUGCGUCGCAUGGCACUGUUGGCCGAACGCCAGCAGGCUGCUGAAGAAAACUCGGGUCAGAGUUCCUGA